AUGGAUUUUUGUAUAACACAAAAACAAGUCCCAACUGUGAAACGCAUACACAGAACAUUUGCAGAGGAGUACAACUAUUCAGGUUCCAUAGAAAGCCUACGAACAGUAAUUAGAAAGAUGGGAUUUCGGUGGCGAAAAACCAGAACUAAUAGAAAAUUAUUAAUGGAAAAGCCCAAUAUUCAACAUCUUAGACUGAAUUUCUUACGUAGUAUGAAACGUUACAGGAACACAAGUCACCCAGUUAUAUACAUGGAUGAAACAUACGUCCAUUCAUCUCAUACCUACCAAAAGAGCUGGUCUGAUAGUCCAAACAAGGGCAUACAAAAACCAGUAUCUAAAGGACAGAUGCUUGUGAUAGUGCAUGCUGGAGGUGAAAGCGGUUUUGUUAAAAACGCUUAUCUGCGCUACAAACCUACUAUAAAAACCGGAGAUUAUCAUGAUGCAAUGAACUACGACAAUUACAAAAAGUGGCUUCAGGAUAAACUGAUACCAAAUUUGCCCCCGAACAGCGUUUUAGUGAUUGAUAAUGCACCGUAUCACAACGUACAAACUGAGAAAUGUCCAACUAUGUCUUCCAGGAAAGCAGAAAUGCAGCAGUGGCUGACAACGCGAAAUAUUUCCUUUACAGAUGACAUAUUGAAACUUGAAUUAUACAUUAUAAAAUUACACAAACCUCUGUUUAAAACCUAUGAAAUUGACAAAAUACUCGAGGAUAAAGGACAUUCAGUUUUACGGUUACCCAAGAUAUUAUCCGGAUUUGAAUCCUAUAGAGUUAGUAUGGGCUUCUAUGAAGCAAUAUGUCGCUGA
This is a messenger RNA of Diabrotica virgifera virgifera (western corn rootworm), 807 nucleotides long. RefSeq lists its product as uncharacterized. Gene Ontology annotation, molecular function: nucleic acid binding. Bases 1 to 807 code for a protein of 268 amino acids. The transcript has a single exon. The record is from RefSeq and is a predicted model, not a curated record. NCBI's taxonomy places the organism in Eukaryota, Metazoa, Arthropoda, Insecta, Coleoptera, Chrysomelidae.